Hansenula ciferrii is the source of this 2223-nucleotide messenger RNA. RefSeq names its product putative ATP-dependent RNA helicase (gene DRS1). Lineage: Eukaryota; Fungi; Ascomycota; Saccharomycetes; Phaffomycetales; Wickerhamomycetaceae. The transcript has a single exon. The record is from RefSeq and is a predicted model, not a curated record. The coding region runs from base 1 to 2223 and encodes 740 amino acids. Gene Ontology annotation, molecular function: ATP binding; RNA helicase activity; nucleic acid binding.
AUGGGUAGAUUUGAUGACUUUGUGCCUACAAUCUCUGAUAGUGAAGAUGAUAUCCCAGACUAUGACAUUGAUGAAGAAUCUGCCUCUGAAAGUGAAUUAAAACCAGUAAAAUCUGAUAAAAAGAAUAAAAAGAAGAAGAAGAACUCUAAAAAUACAAAAGUUCAAGAAGAUGAUGAUGAAGCUAAAGAUGAAGAUUUAAAUCAUGAUUUUGUUUUCGAUUUAGAUGGGGAAGAAGUUGUUUCUACUUUUGAAGGUUGGGAUUUUAAAGGUGAUGAACAAAAGGAAAAUGGUAAGAAAGAUGUUGAUCUUGAUGGGAUUAUUAGAAGAAAAGGUGGUCUUGGUCAAUUAGCUGGUAGUAAACAAGAUGAUAGUGAGGAAGAAGAAGAAGAUGAAGAAGAAGAAGACGAACAGGAAGAAGAAGCGGAAGAGGAAGAACAACAAGAUGAUGAUGAUCUUGCUCUAGAUGGGUUUGGUAUGGGUGUUGAAAAAAAACAAGAUAAUGAAGAUGAUGAUCAAGAAUCUGAAAAUGAAUCUGAAGAUGAAGAUGAAUCUGAACCUGAACCAAAAGUACAAGAAUUAAAAGAUGAUGGUGCUGAAUCCUCUCCAGAAGAUGAAGAAGAUUCACCUGAAGAUAUGGCAAAAUUUUAUGCACCAACUGAAGAAGCUGAUCAAGCUAAAAAGCAAAUUCAUAAAACUUUCCAAUCUUUAGAUUUAUCAAGACCUAUCUUAAAAGGUCUUUCCACUUUAGGUUAUCAAACACCAUCACCAAUUCAAAGUGCCACUAUCCCAAUUGCAUUAUUAGGUAAAGAUAUUAUUGCAGGUGCUGUUACAGGUUCUGGUAAAACUGCUGCAUAUAUGAUUCCUGUUAUUGAAAGAUUAUUAUAUAAACCUGCUAAAUUAGCCUCUACAAGAGUUAUUGUCCUUACUCCAACAAGAGAAUUAGCUAUUCAAGUUAAUGAUGUUGGUAAAAAAAUUGGUAAAUUUGUUAAUGGAUUAAGUUUUGGUUUAGCUGUUGGUGGGUUAAAUUUAAGACAACAAGAACAAGAAUUAAAACAAAGACCUGAUAUUGUUAUUGCAACCCCGGGGAGAAUAAUUGAUCAUUUAAGAAACUCUCCAAGUUUUAAUGUUGAUGGUGUGGAAAUCUUAAUUGUUGAUGAAGCUGAUAGAAUGUUAGAAGAAGGGUUCCAAAAAGAAUUAACUGAAAUCUUGGAUAUUUUACCAACAAAAAGACAAACAUUAUUAUUUUCUGCUACAAUGAAUUCUAAAAUUAAAUCAUUAAUUCAAUUAUCAUUGAAAAAACCUGUUAGAAUUAUGAUUGAUCCUCCAAAACAAGCUGCCACAGGGCUUGUACAAGAAUUUGUUAGAAUUAGAAAAAGAGAUCAUUUAAAACCAAGUAUAUUAUUUAAUAUUUUGAAAAAAUUUACUAAAGAUCAAAGAAUUGUUAUUUUUGUUGCUAGAAAAGAACAAGCACAUAAAUUAAGAAUUAUAUUAGGUUUAUUAGGUUUAAAAGUUUCAGAAUUACAUGGUUCAUUAACUCAAGAACAACGUCUACAAUCUAUAAAUAAUUUUAAAACUUUAACAGUACCAAUUUUAAUUUGUACAGAUUUAGCUUCAAGAGGUUUAGAUAUUCCAAAAAUUGAAGUUGUUUUAAAUUUUGAUAUGCCAAAAAAUUUUGAAGUUUAUUUACAUAGAGUUGGUCGUACUGCAAGAGGUGGUCGUGAAGGUAAAUCCAUAUCAUUUGUUGGAGAAUCAAGUAUGGAUAGAUCUAUAGUUAAAGAUGCUAUUAAAAGUUCACAAAAUAUGAAUUCAAAAGUUAAUAAGACUGUUGGUCGUGAAGUUAAUUGGAAAGAAGUUGAAGAAAUUAAUAAAAUUAUUGAAUCAAAAAAUGAAAUAUUAGAAGAAAUCUUAGUUGAAGAAAAAACUGAAAAGGAAAUGAUUCAAGCUGAAAUGGAAUUACGUAAAGGUGAAAAUUUAUUAAGAUAUAAAGAAGAAAUUCAAUCAAGACCAAGAAGAACUUGGUUUGAAAAAGAAAGUGAAAAAGGUGUUGAUAAAAACAUAAAAUUGAGUAAAGAAAAACCAAAAUUAAAUGCUAAAAAGAGAAAACAACAAGAAGCAAGAGAUGAAUUAAGUGGUGAAAGAAGUUAUAAAAAGACAAAAAAUGAUAGAAUGUCUGAUCAAAAACGUCAAAAUAAAAAAUCAAAUAAAAAGGGUAAAAAGAAAUAG